Messenger RNA from Nymphaea colorata (pocket water lily), 2440 nucleotides. RefSeq lists its product as uncharacterized. The record is from RefSeq and is a predicted model, not a curated record. Lineage: Eukaryota; Viridiplantae; Streptophyta; Magnoliopsida; Nymphaeales; Nymphaeaceae. The transcript has 8 exons. Bases 69 to 2096 code for a protein of 675 amino acids.
AGUCAGGGGGAGGCCUUGUCAGUUCAUCUACAAACCCUUCGCUGCCGGCCUAACUAACGACGGCGGCCAUGGGUGGAGGUGCCGCUCUUCUUCUUCUUGUUCCUCCUCCACCUUUCUCUGCUGGAGUCCCCAAAUACCGCUUCCCCUUCCUCACUUGCCACGCGAAACUUUUCUCACUUACAGGGAGACCACUUAUAACCAAUUGUAGCAGGAGAAAGAAGCUUGUCGUACUUGGAGCUGCUUAUUCGUCAGGGACGGACGCCCUGCCGGUGCCGUCGUUGGCGGACCUCGAGAGAUUGGACUCCGAUGAAUUUCCGGCCCUCCGAACUUUCGAGAACGAUUUGGGCAGGCUUUCCGUGGUCGGUGACGUUAGUCUGCAGCAAGCCCUCGCCGCGGCUUCGGCUGAUGGAGGACGCGCAGCAGACGAGCACAUCGCCGCCGGCUUGUCCGUCAUGGUUGUCGAAACAGUCUUUCCUGGGCACCCCGGGGAGCACAGCACGGUCUCUACGAGAUUGUUUUUGCCAGCUAGAAAGGUUAAAGAGAAAGUGAAGAAGCUGAGAAGUUCUCUCGCUGCUGACAUCUUAUCUGGUUCAACCUCUAAUACCAUACUGGCCAUGACAUUCAGGCAAGUUGUGAUUCAGCGGUUGUGGAGUUUUGAGCUUGCCUUGUUCCAACCUGGAACACAGCGCGACAUGAAUGAGCUGGGGAGUCCCAGAGAGGUUCCAAAUUAUUGCACCCUUAGCUCCGCAGAUGAAAAGGUUCUGUCUAUGCUCGCUGAAGCAAUUUGUAAGUGUGCAUUAGAAAACACUAAGAACAAUUUUUUUGGCAACAAAUGGGGCAUGCCCUCCAGAAGAACAUUAGGUUGGCUCAAAAAGCGCAGGAAGAUCACCUCCAUGGACUCAUCAGUAUGUUUGUAUCAGUUUUCUUAUAAUGAAGUAACAGGGAAUGCUAAGAAGCUCGCAGAAGUGCUUGAGUCGAAUAAGAGGAAUUCUGUUCUUGAGGCAGGGAAGUCGAGACAAGCUUGGUGGCCUUUGCCUGCAUACCCAACAGUGGAAAUAGAUGACAUUUCUGAAUUCGGCAAAUUGAUCGAAGAGUAUGUGCCAGCUUACAAGUUGCAGGUAGAUGCAGAUAAAUUUAAAAAUGUGAAGUUCGAGGGAUGGCAAAAGUCUCAAGAUAAUAGGUGGGAGAUUAGUUUGAGCCAUUCCCAAAUGGUAGAGUUGGCUGAUAUUCUGGAUAUGUAUUAUGAGGAUUCAUAUACAGUUCCUCACAAAAAUCUCCACUAUAAGGUGGACUCAGUAUCUUCUAACAACCUGAAGAGUAAGCAAAGUAUUUCUAUUUGGAAAAUUUUAUCAGCUAUGGUUGCCACUGGAGUUAUGGCAGUUAUCUUCUGUGCUUUGGGAAAAAUCUAUUCCCGUGGCUUCUCGAACCAUGGGAAGCCUACUGAACCUUGUGUGUUAUCAGUGGGAGAUAGUGACACUUCUGAGCAUCAGACUUUUAUCCGAACUUGUCCACUAUUUUCAUCAAAUAUAGAUCUUUCUCCUAUGGAGCUGGAAAGUUUAUGCAUCUCUGUCAUGGAAAGAGUUAAACAUGACCUUGGCUUGGCUGGAAGUAUAGAAUUUAAUGCUGAUGUUGGUGCUUGGACCGGAGAAAUUCCAAAUUACUUAAGGACAUUGAAUGGCAUGGAGAUAUUUCAGAAGGGUGAUGCUCCACCUGGUGGUUUUGGAGAAAACCAUGGUGAUGUCACUGCUGAUCCAUCACAUUCCAUUAUUUCUGAGAAGAGACAGUCUCCUGAUGUGGUGGGUGAAGUAACACAAGCACCAUUUGCACAAGAUGUUGCAAGCUAUGAGCUUCUGUUAUCAAGGGAUGGAAAGGUCCUAGGCUUUCAGCCUACAAGUCUUCUGGCCGUCAAUCACUGGACAAGAAACCCGAUAUCCAGUGCACUCUACAUGGGGAAAAAACUCUCACCUGGUCUUUUUGAGCCACGCCUCAAGAUUGAACGUCCAGAUGGAGCGAUCCUGAUGGAGCUGUUGGUAUCGGUCGGUUCUGCUUCACGUUUUUCUUUGGUGAGGCCGCUUGGCAUGGUGAUGCCGUCAUGAUUAUUUCAUGCAAUCAUAAACACAGCGCAGAUUAUUAAGGAGCAGUUGCUGUAUAAGCGUAGACAACUGUAGGGGUUGACGGGUCAAUGCAGCACUAGAAAGUGGACACUUUCUAAGGAGCUACUGCUCCAGCUCUCGAAAUCUUUCACCAAGACAGCAUAUACCAAGGUAAAGAGUGCGACCAUUUGGGGGAAGAUGUAUUUAUUGUUCAGCGAAAGUGAAAAUGAUCUUUGUAUGUGCACCUUCAGCAUUCUUGAAGAGUGCCAUAUGUUUACUGAAUUCCUUGUAUAGAAAUUCGUGGAGGAAAGUAGAAAGUAAUAUAUGUAGUUGAUUGCGCUGUUGUA